AUGACUGAACAACUUGAAGAGGAACUAAAAGAUUUGCGAGAAAAAAAUAAUGAAUUGGUCAAGAAAGUUCAGUAUUGGAAAAUGACGGCGGCGCAGAAGGAGAACGAGAAAUUAGAUCUUAUGAAAGAAAUGAACGAACUUAGACUUAAAUUAAGUCGUAUUCGUAGCGGCGGUGCAGCUCAUGCGCGUAAACUCGACGCGGCCUUACAGACGGCGAGUGAAGAAGUACUCUCCCACCUGGUACAAGCAUCGAGUGCUGUGGCUCACAUGCUGGAACUAAAUAAGACAUACAUGCAAGACAGGCAGGAACUAGAUCGAGCCCUGCCCCGGUGGAGCAGUCUGAGUAACACGCCGUCCUCGGAGAAAGUUAACAGGGUCCCUCCAAUGAUGAUCGGUGGACGGCUCAUACAACCUGUUGUGUCACUGAGUAGGACCUUACACUCAAAUGUUACGGGUACAUCAGCGAGGAGUACCAAUCAACAGAAUCACAAUACAUCAGAAAGGGCUGUGCCAUUGCAUAUGUUACAAGACGUGUACAUCCCUCUCACACGGAUCGACGCCGCGCUGCCCGCGACCAGCCCUCCGCAUGAACAACAAGACCACGACAUGCAGCUAGAAGACAGCGACCGGAUACUGGAGGAGGCGCAGGACAUGUCCGACACCGAGGAGUUCAAUGACACGCGGAGGCUGGAGGCUGUGGAGGAGGACGACGAGCCCGAGCAGCAGACGCCGCUCAGGAGCAGACAAGAAAAUCCUUUGGAGGGUCCGAGCUGGCUCCUAGAUGAACCUACGAGGAAGAGACGAUCCAAAAGUCGGGUGAACUUGGAGCCCGACUCCACCACCGAAGUGGAAGACAACGACCCCUCUCCCGGAACUAACAGUACGCCCAAGCAGUUGGGUCGUAGUGUGUGUGUGUUCACGCCGACCGUCCGCCGCCGGCGCCGCUCGCCUCCCUCCCCCGCCGCGCCCCGCUCCCCGCGCCCCUCCCGGCCAUCCAACUGCAGUAACGGCGGCCGCAUCCUUAAAGUUUUAGUUUCGAAGAUGUGUCUGGACGAAGACGACGGCAGCGGAGACGCCUCGCCACCGAAGAGACCCAACGUUGAGGACGCUCACAAGAAGAAGUCUCCCAAGAGAAAGAGUAACAACCACGGACUCGCUAGGGAUGGAUCACCAGCCAAGAAUAUGAUGAGGAUCGACGCUCCCAGCCCUAAUGGAUCGACUGACUCUAGAGUCAUUGUACUAGAGACGAAAACACACAUUGGGGCUGCGAAUGCGAACUCAACUGACGCAGAUAAUGGUAAUCCAGAUGAGAAUAUUGACACGAAUCAAAAUGUAAAUGAUGCUAACCAAAGUGAGAAUCAACAGUCUGACAUUAAUCAGAACCGUGACACUGGUGUAAAUCAUCGUGACACUAACGUCAGUCAGCGUGACACGAACGUCAGUCAGCGUGACACUAACGUUAGUCAGCGUGACACUAGCGUCGGUCGGCGUGACACUAAUGACAAUCAGAGCCACUUGAGUCGUGACAGCCGUGAUAGUGACAGCAGUGGUAGUGAGAUGGCGGAGGGACGGACCAGGCGGGCGAGGAGGGCUGUGGUUUAUAAGGAGAGGCCUCUCAACAGGUAA
Danaus chrysippus (African queen) is the source of this 1626-nucleotide messenger RNA. Lineage: Eukaryota; Metazoa; Arthropoda; Insecta; Lepidoptera; Nymphalidae. The record is from the annotation of a GenBank genome assembly.